Molecule: messenger RNA, 2391 nt
Organism: Penicillium maclennaniae
Lineage: Eukaryota; Fungi; Ascomycota; Eurotiomycetes; Eurotiales; Aspergillaceae
Product: non-ribosomal peptide synthetase
Exons: 2
Coding region: 1-2391 (796 amino acids)
Biological process (GO): amino acid activation for nonribosomal peptide biosynthetic process; secondary metabolite biosynthetic process
Cellular component (GO): cytoplasm
Molecular function (GO): phosphopantetheine binding
Source: RefSeq, a predicted model, not a curated record
AUGGCUCCAAGUCUGGCGGAUUUGGAUUCCCCCCUUCGGCAUAAACGGCCGGGUAGAAAUUCACUAGCUGUCACCAAGACUGCUGGUUCAUCUGCGGAACCCAGUGAGCUUGACUUGGGCCAGAGUUGGUGCUCACAUGGAAGUCUGGUAUUGCAAUCAACAACGAAGUCAACCUUUCUGAAGGCUGCAUGGAUUCUCACUCUCCGGUGCUUCCAGCCAGAGGAGUUGAUCAGCAUAAAGUAUGAUGAGGGAUCGACUCUCGAAUCUGGCCCGGGCAAACCGAUGGUCUAUACGGUGCGAGUGAAUCCGGAAUGGAGUGUACGCUCGCUGCUGGAUGCUAUAGAGGCCACAGAAGCCUUCGCAGUGUCGAGUUCCAUACAAUCCUAUGGCGCCCAACUUUCGCAGCUUCCCACUUCCCACCAUGUCUGUACUUCAGCACUCAGAUAUUUGGCCGCGCCAGAAGGAACCCCUGUGCCAUCAAACUCAGAAAGUGAAGGCUUUGAGCUCAUCGUGAUUGAGAACGACAAACAAACACUCGCUACCAUAACCAAGUCGGAAAGAGGCGCCAAAUCUCCCAAUUGGAGUAUGCUGUGGACCUUUCAAACCGUCCUCCAGCAAAUCACAACUCAUCCUGGUAGUUACAAACUCGAAGAAAUUGACUACUGCACGAAAUGGCACUACAAUAGAAUCCAGAACCUGACGUAUACCAGUGGAACUUCGCAUUCUAAAUGUCUACAUGAUUUGAUUGUGGAAAACUGCCAACGGUACCCAACCAGACUUGCAGUUCGCUCAUUCGAUGGAGACUUGACCUACCAGGAGUUGGAUGAUCUCUCUCUCCGACUGGCAAUUCAUCUCGCUCAAUUGGGUGUGCGACCUGAAACAUUUGUCUUGAGUAGCUUUCAGAAAUCAACAUGGGCAAUAGUAGCUCGAUUGGCCAUUUUGCGCGCAGGAGGAGCGUACAUCUCGAUCCACGCCAGCAAUCCACCGGCCUAUCUCAAUUCGGUGAUCCAUCGCACCAAGGCCAAGAUCAUGUUGAGUGAUCCUGUCUUCGCCGAUCACUUCCGCGAUCGUAUUGAGACGGUCAUCGCCGUCACUCCUGAAUCGCUACAAAAGCGUCCGUUGAGAAAUAGACGAACAUCUAUUAUUUCCGCUCAGCCUUCUAAUGCCUGUACGGUUUUGUUCACCUCUGGGAGCACAGGUAGGCCCAAGGCUAUUGUACAAGAGCAUCGGUCCUACGCCUCUGCAAUCAGAGACUACGCGCGGAAUCUGGGGUUGAAUCAAGACACAAGGUUUCUGCAUUUUGAUGAUUACGCUUUUGACAUCAGUAAUCUGGAGUUCCUGGUUCCUCUCAUUGUAGGAGGUUGCUGCUGUGUCCCAGGGCCGAUGAAGACUGUCCAGGAUCUGGCUGACAACAUUCAACUGCUCAACGCCAACAUUGCCUUCUUAACGCCUACCGUUGCCAUAAAAGCAAGCCCCAAAGCUAUGAGCAGUCUCAGGAUCCUAUGUGUCGGUGGAGAACCUCUUCCCAAGGAUCUUCUGAGCAAUUGGGCUGGAAGUUCGACAACCCUCAUCAAUCAAUUUGGUAUGGGUGAAGCAGCGGUCUGUUGUGCCUAUAACGAUGAUGUACAUGAUCCUAAUAGCUCGCCCGCGACUAUUGGAAAGCCAUCAAGCGGUGCCAUUUGGAUCGUCGACCCGAUGAAUCCUGCGAAAUUGAUGCCUAUUGGCGCUGUGGGAGAAAUUGUGAUCGAAGGACCCCAUCUUUCACGGGGCUACCUUGACCAGAAUCACCAAGCAUCGGACCGCACGAAACCAGCUGGCUUUCUUGAAGAGAUACCACCUUGGCUGAGCAAGCUUCAUCCCGAUCGACGGUCCGCCCGCUUAUAUCAAUCAGGAGACCUGGCACGAUGGACCCAUGAUGGGAAGAUCGAGUACAUCGGCCGCAAAGACACUAUUGUUAAGCUUGAUGGAUGCCGAAUUGAUGUGAUUGAAGUCGAGCAUCUUGCUAGGAGAUCUCUAACACCCAAGGAUGCCAUUGUAGUGGACCUUCUCGGCGUCAUUGAUGGCAAAGAUGACCCUUGUCUAGCGGCGUUUCUAUACCUCAGCGACCAUCCAAACAAUUCCGAGACGGCAGAGAUAUCUUUGGAAGACGCAAAAUAUGAUCAAAUGGCUUCCGAAAAGGUGACGCAGAUCAAGAAAAUACUUGCAGAGUCCCUCCCGCUCUACAUGAUCCCGACCUUAUUCUUGUUGGCUACCCGGGUGCCGCGGACACCUUCAAAAAAGACUGACCGCAGAAUGAUUCGAGUCUUGUCGACGAGUUUUUAUGCCCAGGAGCGCAAAAGAAGAAGUAGCGCUUCGUCUAGUAUUGGAGACGCACAGCUUCUUCCUCCGUGA